This is a messenger RNA of Alosa alosa (allis shad), 5992 nucleotides long. It is a transcript of the gene fbrsl1, whose product is annotated as fibrosin-like 1. The record is from RefSeq and is a predicted model, not a curated record. Lineage: Eukaryota; Metazoa; Chordata; Actinopteri; Clupeiformes; Clupeidae. The transcript is spliced from 19 exons. The coding region runs from base 981 to 4814 and encodes 1277 amino acids.
AGUACGUCAGUUAUCUGGGCUCUGGGCAUUUACUGCACUCUCUCCAAUUUCAGAUGGAGGGGAAAAGAAGGGAGAGCAGAUUUUAAUCAUUCCUGUGUCUUUAAAGCUACUCAUCAAAGCUUUGCCUUUUCUGGGAAGGAAAUAGACGAUGUAUCGCGAACAGCAAAGGAAGCACGGACGGUGUACAGGAAUGGAUAUUUAAAACUUACACGGCCCUGGAUGUAGCCGUUGCUUUCUUUUCCUUGUUGGCUGGUACAUGGGGUUUGAUCACAGUGUGGAGGAUUGUACUGUGAAGUGAACGGAGGAUCAUUUGGAAAAUAGGCUAUUGCGUUUAGGUAGCUGAAGACUUGGGAAAAAUCCUUACCUCGCUUCGUCUGGUUGUAUACUGGUCUUACGGUGAAACUUAGCAGAAUGAGAUAGUUAUUUCUCAAAACUUGCAUUUAUUAUGUGCUUUAUUCACGAAUGAACCAUUUGAUAUUUUACUGUCAAGCACGCAGCUUGUUGUAAAGACGUGUAUUUUUAGAUUCGCUUUUUGACAGUGGGUCAUGAAUAAAUAGGGUGGUGGAAAACAUGGGCCAGCGACAUGAUUUCUCUGCCUUGUCUGCAGUAUGCAGAUAUUAAUGUGCUCCACCAAUGCAACAAAGUUGCAAACCAAGUGAAAUGCAUGUAGCCUAUUGCAACUAUAUAUCAGAUUUGCACCUGUUUAAAUGAAGAGCACUUCGAUGUUUUAGCGCUAGAUCUCGAAAAUACGGGCAAGAUUUAUCGCCUGUUCGUCCUCAUGGAGCAGUUGAACAUUUGUUUGUUUAUUAUUUUAGGGAGCUAUUUAUCCAAGGUCAUUCUGUAGAUUGUCCGUUUUUAUUUAUACACGCAUGUACAUAGCCUAUUGUAAGUUCGUAACGUUAACCUUAGUAGUCCCGUAAGGGAUCCGAACAGCCGACGCUUUGUGAUCUGGUGAGAUUUUUUAUUGCAACGAUUGUAAAAUGGAUGGGAAAUUGAAGCAGAGUCGGAGAUCGCGUUCCCAGCGUGAGAGGGGACGGAGACGGGAUUCUGCUGGCAGGGAUGCCCGCAAUCUGAGCCCUUCGUCUUGCUCAGACAGGGAGCAAACUCCUGGAAUGGAUCAUGCCUCUCAGAAUGGGAAAAAAGCCCCCCGUUCUCAUUCCACAUCUUCUACCAGAGCCCCGCGCCCCCCUCGUCGAAAGAGACGCGAGUCCAGCUCUCAAGAAGAGGAUAUAAUCGAUGGAUUUGCUAUCGCUAGCUUCGUCAGCUUGGAGUGUCUGGAGAAGAAGAAUGGCUCCAUGAAGAUGCCCGAUAGGAAAGAGCGAUGGGAGAAGCCGAUGGUGAAGAGGCAGCGAGAGGAGCAAGCGAACGGCGUCGCGGACGGAGUUGACCCCGCGGAGAAUGGGUUCGACGAGUGCGCCGCCAGCCUCGAGCGCGACCGGGAGCGGGUGAAGGAGAGGCUUCUGAAGAAGACGUACUCCAAGAAGAACAAACGGUUCAAAGGGUUUCCAGGCCGACCAGGAAGGAACCUUGAGGAGGAGGCCAUGCAGGAGCUGAGCAAGCCUCACCGGAGCAACUCCAGAGACAGACUCAGUGAGAGCUCGACUCACUCGCUGUCAGGGCGCGGCUACUCGUGUGACAGCGAGAGCGACAUUGAUGACAAGGCUUCUGAUGUAGGAUCAGAGAAACUUUUCUCACCGACUGCAGCUAAAGGUGUGACGCCGAAUGAGAAUCACGUGUCCAAGACCUGCAGUGCAACCAAAGUCUCAGGCCUCCAGCGCAGCCAGGAGCAGAGCAACGAGGUGCCCUUCGCGCCGCCCGCGCCAAGCCCCACCCCUGCCUCUCCACCCACCGGCUCCCCAGCGCCCGCUGCCGCGCCGCCGCCUCCCCGGGUGCGGCCCACGCCGCCUCCUCCGCCCCUGCCCCUGCCUCGGCCUCCGCUGAGCGUCAAGAAGGAGGCCGUCGCUGUCGUUGCCACCGCUGUCGCCACUGCGCCGCCGCGCAUCCCCACCCCACCACUUCUCAGGACCCAGGGCCACCCCCACCCCCACCCCCACCCUCACCCCCAGACGCAGGAGCUGCGCGUGCCUCCGCCCCAGCACCACCUGCGGCCCGUGCUCAACCACCCUGUUCACCACCCGCUGCAGUACAACAGCCUCCACGACAUCAGCAGUCACACCGGGGGUGUCAGCAGCAGCCUCCCCCUCCCCAAACACCACCUUCCCCCCUCCCCCCACCUCAGCAGCCUGCCUGCCUCCAACCCCAACCUCCACCUGUCUGUGGCCAACCUCUCUACCUCGCCCUUCUCUUUGCGCUCCUCCGCCCAUCGCCAUCCGGCCAUGUUCGCAACCCCCGCCACACUGCCACCACCUCCAACCUUACCAACCAACAGCCUGGUGGUCCCGGGUCACCCCGCGGGCACCCCCUACCCAGAUACCAGCCUGUUGAUAUCAUUCAACCAACCAAUCAUGUAUUGCCAGCCUCAUUCGGGGAUUCUGAUUGGCACAUUGUCACAGGCAACUCUCUUACCACCACCAAUGAGUCCUCACGUAGAAAACCCUCACAGCAUGAGCUGGAGAAACAGAGAAUGCCAGUUCGACAAAUAUGCUCCAAAGCUGGACAAUCCUUUCUUAAGACACUCAAGCUUCUUCCCCUCCUACCCUCCCACCAUGCCUGGGAUGCCUCCACUGCUGCCACAUUCAGGACCCUUCAGCUCACUGCAAGGAGCAUUCCAGCCUAAGGCCUCUAAUCCCCUGGAUGUCGGCGCUCGGCCUGGAGCCAUACCUCACACUCUCCUGCAGAAAGAUCCUCGGGUACCAGAUCCCUUCAGGACAUCAGUAAGAAAGCCUGGCAAAUGGUGUGCGGUUCAUGUACAAAUCGCCUGGCAAAUCUACCACCAUCAGCAGAAGAUGAAGCAGAUGCAGCUGGAUCCUCACAAACUGGACAUGAACGGGAAGCUGGACCUGUUCAGCCGGCCGCCCGCCCCAGGAGUCUUUCCAGGAUUCCCGUACCCUCAUGACCUGGCGCGACCUCUGUUCUCCUCUACAGGUUCAGGCCAUCCAGCUGCUUCGCCCUAUGGCCCUUCACCACACCACAGCGGAUUCCUGCCCACGAGCCACCUGGCAGGUAAGCAUCCUUUUAGUCGCUCCACUACCUUUGGCGGCCUCGGCAACCUUUCAAGCAGUGCCUUCGGAGGAUUAGGCAACCCCUCGCUCGGCGCCAACAACGUCUUUGGUCCAAAGGAUGGGCCAGGAUUGCCGGGCUUCAGCAGUCCCCACCACGACACCUGGAACCGGCUCCACCGCACCCCUCCCUCCUUCCCGACCCCUCCACAGUGGCCCAAGGCCGCGGACAUAGAGCGGAGCAACUCGGCUAACAGCCACGAGCGCGAGCGAGAACGGGAACGAGAGAGGGAGCGAGAGAGAGAGAAGGAACGAGAGAGGGAGAGGGAGAAAAGGGAUUCCUCCAUUGGAAAAGAGGAGAAAGAUAAAGACAGGGAUUCGCUGGAUCGGAACCGCCACUCCAACCGGUCCUCCCCUGCCUCCGCCCCAGUCGGCUACCAAAUCAGCAACCUGAUUCGGUCCAACAGCCAGAACUCCAGCGACUCGGGCCGCCACCACAGCUCGGAAAGGGCCCGCGAGACCGAGAAGGACAUGAUGGAGCGCCACCGAGAGGCCGCCAUGAUUGCCGACAUCAAGGUGAAGGAGAGCCGCUCCCCCGGAAAAGAGGUCCAGGAGCGCCGGUCCUCCGAGGACCAGUGCAAGCCCAUUCACCGCUCGCCCUCGCCUUACUCCAAGGCCGUUAACCCCGACACCGGUCUCAAGAUGGCUGCCGCCCUUCCUCCACCAAUCAAGGACGGCGACCGCAAGGAGCCACCAUCUGAGAUGAUCCACAAGGUCAAAAACGACAUGAAGAUCAAGGAGGAGCGCAAGGAGGAGCAGGAGGUGAUGGUGGUGGGGUCCGAGCCGCCCUCUCAGCCCACGGUGCCUCCCCCUCCACCUGCACCUCCCGCCCCUUCUGGCCCGCACCACCUCCACCCUCAGAUGACCCAUCAGCACCCUCCGCCCUCCCCCCGCUGCAGCGACCUCCCGACCUCGGCCGCCCUCCACGGCGUCCCCAUGCCGCACUCGCUCCCGCUCUCCAUGUCGGCCAUGCACCAGAUGGGCAGCCUGAAUGUGCUGGACCGCGCCCGCAUGGCCCCCUUCAUGGGCGUGAGUCCGUUAGCGGCGGCGGCAGCGGCUGGGCGCGAGCGUCUGCAGCACCCGGCGUUCAGCUGGGACCCGCUGCGGGAGGCCUACCGCAACCUGGACCUGCAGCGCCGCAUGGACUUCCAGCUGCGGGCCGAGCAGGUGCAGCGCUUCCAGCAGGGCUCCCCCUACGCCGAGGCGGCUGAGCGCGGCUACCGGGAGCGCGAGCCUCACGACUACGCGCACCACGAGCACCUGAUGGAGGUGCGGCGCGAGCAGGAGCGCAUGCGGCAGCAGGCCGAGGAGCGCGAGCGCAUGCACCUGCGUGAGGAGCUGGACCGGGCACGCCUGCACCAGCUCCACCAGUCGCCCAUGGAGGGACACCUCCCGCACAUGCCCCCCUUCAUGUCGCACCUCGGGGGGAUGCCUUACCCGAGACUUAGCCCCUCCACCGGGCACAAUGGCCUUCUCAACCGCACGCCUCCCACCGCAGCACUAAGUGCCCCACCGCCACUCGUGCCCUCGGGAAGUGCCAGGCCGUCCUCGCCCAGACGGACUACCCCCCUCACCACCCAGGACCCCCGCGAUUACUCCCCCUCACGAAACCCCAAAGAGGUUGAGGCGCGAUAGCUUCACUUAUCUGGAUUGACUUUGGAGAGGAGUCUCUCCCAUUCUGAAGACAGAAUGCACUUAUUUUCCUGAGCGAAAAUCAAAAAUGUAAAAAAAUUGAAAGAGACGUGUAUAAAUUGUACAAAGAUUUGUACAGCUGAAGAAGCACACGCCAUUAUUUUAUAUGGACUUGCAGAGAAGGUUGGUUUGGAAAAAAGUUGAAACUCAAAGCAUAUGUUCAUUACCAAUUUAAAAAUUGAUAUUAAUAUAUUAAUCCAAUUCUUCUAUCAUUUUUUUCGUGUGAAAAGUGAAAUUAUGAAAUGAGUUUGUACAUUUCCUAUUAUCUUUCCAUGUAUAGACAUUAUUUUUAUGAAUUUGCAUAUUGUUGCAUUACAGUAUGUCACAUUUCCCCCAGUAUCUAUUCCUGUCCACUGUAAAUCAUGUCCACAGUGGAGGCUGGAUUUUUUUUAAAGAAUUGCUUGAACAGUCAAUUUUCCCUACGGUACCUUAAAGUUCUCAGUGCUGAUGUAAAAGAAAAUGACAUUUAAGGUGGUUUUGUUCAAUUGGUUUGCCUUUGAGAUUGAGACAAAAAGUGUAUUAUCCCUGUUGGUUAUUGUAAAGAAAAACAAUGUAAAUAUCUUGUUGAUAUUCCGCGAGACGAAAAAUUACCAUGUAAAUUUACUAGGCUUUUUAAAUGUUUCUAGAAAAACAAAAUUAAAUAAAAUUGAAACCACUUCCGAAAUGAAACCAUGGUAACAGACCAGCCAGCGCAAUCAAAAAAAAGCAAGCAUUAAAGCGCGGUCAUAGAGUGAAGACAUGCAAUCUAUGCAACAACGCAUUGGAAGACCGUGAUGGAGUACAACCUGCAAGUGAUAUUGGGAAUAUUUUAUGAGGAAGGAACCUGGAUUACUGACACCCAUCUGUUUUUCAAACAAAGGAUUAUAAAACUGAACUAGAGCCUGCCAGGUCCAAGACAAACUUUCAUAGAAACAAAACAGUCUUGCAGCCCUAGAGAACUUGGGAGGAAAGAGAUUGAUUGAUUGGGCGGCAAUAGACUUUCUCUGUCGACCUUGUGGUGUUGUGCAGUUUCUUCUUUUCUUAGACUCUUGUAUACAAAACAAGUAGAGUUUUAGGCGUGCAAAAAAUGAACAUUCAUGGUUUUAAAAUGUACGGAAUAAAGGUUGGACCUUAUAUCUGCA